Messenger RNA from Myripristis murdjan (pinecone soldierfish), 4782 nucleotides. RefSeq names its product kinesin-1 heavy chain. Bases 1 to 2907 code for a protein of 968 amino acids. The transcript is spliced from 26 exons. Gene Ontology annotation, biological process: microtubule-based movement. The record is from RefSeq and is a predicted model, not a curated record. NCBI's taxonomy places the organism in Eukaryota, Metazoa, Chordata, Actinopteri, Holocentriformes, Holocentridae. Gene Ontology annotation, molecular function: microtubule binding; microtubule motor activity; ATP binding.
AUGGCGGACCCGGAGGAGUCCACUGCUAUCAAGGUGAUGUGCCGCUUCAGGCCGCUGAACCGCUCGGAGCAGGCCCGAGGAGACAAGUACAUCCCCAGGUUUUCGGGGGAAGACUGUGUGCAGAUCGCGGGUAAGCCAUACUACUUUGACGGUGUGUUUCAGUCCAAUACCACUCAGGAGCAAUUCUACAAUGCUGCCGCUCAGAAGAUUGUCAGAGAUGUCCUGGAGGGCUAUAAUGGGACAAUAUUUGCUUAUGGGCAGACAUCAUCUGGCAAAACGCACACUAUGGAGGGGAAACUCCAUGACCCAGAUAUGAUGGGGAUCACUCCUAGAAUUGUUCAAGACAUCUUCAACCACAUUUUUUCCAUGGAUGAGAACCUGGAGUUUCAUAUCAAAGUUUCAUACUUUGAGAUCUAUUUGGACAAAAUCAGGGACCUGUUGGAUGUAUCAAAGACCAACCUUUCAGUAAAAGAGGAUAAAAAUAGGGUGCCCUAUGUCAAGGGGUGUACUGAGCGUUUUGUGUGCAGUCCUGAGGAGGUCUUGGACGCCAUAGACGAGGGCAAAAACAACAGAAUCGUGGCUGUCACAAACAUGAAUGAGCACAGUUCCAGAAGUCACAGCAUCUUCCUCAUCAACAUCAAGCAGGAAAAUGCUCAGACUGAACAAAAACUCACCGGAAAGCUCUACCUCGUUGAUCUGGCUGGGAGUGAAAAAGUGGGAAAAACUGGAGCAGAAGGCACCGUGCUGGAUGAAGCAAAAAUGAUCAACAAGUCCCUGUCAUCACUUGGAAACGUCAUUUCCGCUCUGGCAGAGGGGACGGCCUACGUGCCGUACCGAGACAGUAAGAUGACUAGGAUCCUGCAGGACUCCCUGGGAGGGAACUGCCGGACCACCAUGGUCAUCUGCUGCUCACCCUCAGAGUUCAACGAAGCCGAGACCAGGUCCACUCUCCUGUUUGGACAAAGAGCAAAGACCAUCAAGAACCAAGUGAGUAUGAAUGUGGAGCUGACAGCAGAGCAGUGGAAGAAGAAAUGUGAGAAGGAGAAGGAGAAGAACAAGACUUUGAAGAACACAAUCACCUGGCUUGAGAACGAGCUCAACCGCUGGAGGAAUGGAGAGAAUGUACCAGUAGAGGAACAGUUCGACAAGGAGAAGGCCAAAGCAGAGGUCCAGGCCCUUGACAGUACGCCCAACAAUGACAAGGCAGCGCCCACUCCUACCCACAGCACCCUCCCUGGGGUCAAACUCACUGACGCUGAGAAAGAGAAGUGUGAGGCAGAGAUAGCCAAGCUCUACAAAGAGUUGGAUGACAAGGAUGAUGAGAUCAACCAGCAGUCUCAGCUAGUGGAGAAGCUCAAGCAGCAGAUGUUGGACCAAGAGGAGCUCCUCGCCUCCUCACGCCGGGACCACGACAACCUGCAAACGGAGCUAAACCGUCUGCUGGCAGAGAACGAAGCCUCUAAGGAAGAGGUGAAGGAGGUGCUGCAGGCUCUGGAGGAGCUUGCUGUUAACUAUGACCAGAAGAGCCAGGAGGUGGAGGACAAGACAAAAGAGUUUGAAGCCCUCAGCGAGGAGCUUAACCAGAAAUCGAGCUCCUUAGCCUCCAUCGACUCUGAACUCCAGAAGCUAAAGGAGAUGACCAACCACCAGAAGAAGAGGGUCACUGAGAUGAUGUCAUCACUGCUCAAAGACCUGGCUGAGAUUGGCAUCGCUGUGGGCAGCAACGACAUCAAGCAACAAGAGAGCAGUGGUCUGAUUGACGAGGAGUUCACCGUAGCCCGCCUCUACAUUAGUAAGAUGAAGUCGGAGGUGAAGAGCAUGGUGAAGCGCAGCAAGCAGCUGGAGAGCGCCCAGACUGAGAGCGACCAGAAAAUAGAUGAGAACGAGAAGGAGCUGGCUGCCAGACAGUUGCUUAUCUCCCAGCAUGAAGCAAAGAUCAAGUCCCUGACAGAGUGUCUUCAGAAUGUGGAGCAGAAGAAGAGACAGCUGGAGGAAAAUGUGGACUCUCUUCAUGACGAGCUGGUCAAGAUCAGCGCACAAGGGAAAGUCCAUGCCAUGGAGCAGGAGAAUGAGAUACAGUCUGCUAAUGAAGUCAAGGAAGCUGUGCAGAAGCAGAUCCAGUCUCACAGGGAGACCCAUCAGAAGCAGAUCACCAGCCUGAGAGACGAUCUGGACAACAAGGAGAAACUCAUCACUGAGCUGCAGGAUCUGAACCAGAAGAUCAUGCUGGAGCAGGAGAGGCUGAGGGUGGAGCAUGAGAAACUCAAGACUGUCGACCAGGAGAAGAGCCGCAAGCUGCAGGAGCUCACACUGAUACAGGACAGGAGGGAGCAGGCCAAACAGGACUUGAAGGGACUAGAGGAGACUGUGGCCAAAGAGCUGCAGACCCUCCACAACCUGAGGAGGCUGUUUGUCCAAGACUUGGCUGCUCGAGUCAAAAAGAGUGGUGAUAUGGACUCAGUAGAAACCGGAGACAGCACUGCCCAGAAACAGAAGAUCUCCUUCCUGGAGAACAACCUUGAGCAGCUCACCAAAGUCCACAAACAGCUGGUGCGGGACAACGCCGACCUUCGCUGUGAGAUUCCUAAACUGGAGAAGCGCCUGAGGGCCACGGCUGAGCGGGUCAUAUCCCUCGAGGGGGCUCUGAAGGAGGCCAAAGAGAAUGCAGCUCGGGACCGUAAGCGCUAUCAGCAGGAGGUGGACCGCAUCAAGGAGGCCGUCAAAGCUAAAAACAUGGCCAGGAGGGGAAACUCAGCUCAGAUAGCCAAGCCCAUCCGACCGGGUCAGCAGCCCGUCACCACUCCUGCGAACCCCAGCGUCAACAGGGCCAACCUCAUCCAGAACAACCAGCCUGUCAGCAUCAAGGGAGGUGGCAACAUCAACAACCAAGAAAACACUGGCUGCUGAAGGUGGAAAACAUUCACUGGAACAAGAAGUAAACAUCGCCCAGAGAAGUUUGCAUUCCACAAUGAACUUUCACCCGGAAUCUUUCUUACAAAUACCAAAGAAUUUAUGUGUGUGUGUCCGUGUGUGUGUGUGCGUGUGAGAUUGUGUGUCUGUGUGUGAGAGUGUACAUACAGUUUAUGAAAUGUAUUUAUUUAUCCAAAUCAUGGGUUUUGUUUGUUUUUCUUUCAGGCUUUUGGUUUUCCAAGUACAAAGAUUUGCUGCCUGUCAGUUAAAAUUAACAUAUUAAUGUAGCACAUAAAGUUAUGAAUUUCUUCAUCUUUCUUUUAGUUUCUUAACAUGCACAGUUGUCAGUAGGUUCCUAAGAUAUUAAUCUGCACUAUGCCAAGGUGAAUGUUUGAGUCAGAGUUUAUGAUGAUGAUGACGAUGACGAUGACGAUGACAAUCAUCAUCGUCGUCAUCAUUAUAAUCAUUCAGCACUUUAUGCUGUCAUCUUGUACCUUCUUCAUAACUGGACUAUCACACAAUAUCCCCAUUUAUCUUUCUUUAGUCAUUGUAAUUUAAUGAAUCUGGCUGCUAUGACUUUUUAAUUUCCCUCUGGGGAUUUAUAAAGUCAUCAAUCUGUGUGUCUGCCUAAAGACACUAACUGCAGAAGGAAACCCCUGUGUGUAAUGUUAUGCCACUGUCUAGUGUACAGCUAAGACUCAGCACUGACCUUGUUUCUCUUAGCUUUAUAUUCAAAAAUGUCUUGGGAGGAUUUUCAACAUUUGGGAAAAAAUGUGAAGUGAGUUGCAGAUGUUAAAAAGAAACAACAACAAAAAACUAAGCAAGUUUUUUUAAUGAAACACUGGCAAGUGUUGCCACUUUAUGUCACAUCAUGAUGACCUAAAUAUUCUGUCAGUGCACUGUGUUAUAGAAACAAUAAUGGCUGAACUGCAUCAUAAUGCACCCACUGUGUCAUGUACCAGUGAAGUGUGUGCAGCCUGUCAGAGCAUUCAGAAAUGUUUUCACCGCCCUCACAGUUUGUCACAGGAGUGUUUACCACAGUUCAGUGCUGAGUGAGGACGAACUGAGAGAUAUAAAGGAUCAUUUCGUGAACAUCUCACUCCACAACAACUGUAAACAAGAAUGAUUUUUUCAGUCUUUCAGCAUAUGCACAUUCUGUUUCUUGUGCUUGCAUAGGCUGUAUUCUCACUGUGCCUUUAUUAGCAAAGUAUUUCCUUUGUUUCCAACUAUUUCCAAAAGUAUUCCCCCCUCCCCAAGCAGUCACAUUGUCUAUUAGAGUGCCAUUAUUCUGCACUACAGUAGGUAGAGACAAAUGUUUUGUUUGUUUGUUAGUUAGUUAGUUAGUUUGCUUUGCUGGCUUACUGCAGGCAAGAGCUGUAGUUCACAUCUUUUAUUUUUUUUCUUUCUAAACUUUUUAAGCAUACUAUUUUGGGUUAACAGACAUGCUUUUAUUUACCAUAAGAAAAUGGAUGGUUCAGUUGCACAGUUUUUGCCCAUGUUACAACUCGGUCAGUUCUGCUGCAGUGGCCUCAAUUCUCCUGACCGACACUGAGCGAGGGCAGUAUUGACCCAUUAUAGUGAACAUUAGCUAAAUAGCUCAAGUCCACAGGUGGGACCUACUUUUAAAACAGCUAAUCUUUACUAAAAUGAAAAAUUGCCUACAAAAUAGAUCUCAUGGUUUCUUUUUCACACUUUAGUAAAUCUUCAUUGAACGUUCACCUAAAGCACUUUUGAAAUGUAUUUCUGAAGCAAGUCUGUUGCUUAAAGCCUCUCAAAUACUGAUUAUGCCACAGAAAAUGAGUGUUAUCACUGGAAUUAUUUUUGUGUUUAAAUUAAGCUUGAGAACUCACUUGAAAUGAUUGUCUAUGAACA